This is a messenger RNA of Eurytemora carolleeae, 2261 nucleotides long. Its product is annotated as acetylcholine receptor subunit alpha-1-A. Gene Ontology annotation, molecular function: acetylcholine-gated monoatomic cation-selective channel activity; transmembrane signaling receptor activity. Gene Ontology annotation, biological process: signal transduction; monoatomic ion transmembrane transport; regulation of membrane potential. The record is from RefSeq and is a predicted model, not a curated record. Gene Ontology annotation, cellular component: neuron projection; synapse; postsynaptic membrane. Lineage: Eukaryota; Metazoa; Arthropoda; Copepoda; Calanoida; Temoridae.
GUUUCAUCAUGACAUGGAGUUAGAUGGGAUGGGUUUCAUCCCAGAUUAAUGCCUCCUCCGGAUGUUCCGGUUUGCGGUUAUCCGCCUUCUAGUAUUCCUCCUAGUUUCCAUCCUGUAUUCAGAUGUUUGUUGCCUGGAGAGUACAGGGAUGAGGGAGGGGGAAGAUGACAAGGAUAUUUCAAGGAGUCAGGAUACAGGAGUUCAGAGGAACAAGGAAAACAAGGUUCAAAAUAUCUCCAUGGGAAGGAGCAAGAAGGGUACAUUGAAUAUAGCACAGGAGGGACUCCGCAGUACUCCAGGGGACCCGGAAAAAGGGAAGGAUGGGAUCAGGUUGAACAGUACUCAGGGGGACCCGGAGAAGGGUGGGACGGGAAGGGGGAGACCGGAGCAGGAGGAGUCCAGACUUCUCAACUACCUCAUGUCUACUUAUGACAGGGAGGUUAGACCUGUAUAUAACGCCAGCCAUGCUGUAGAAGUCCGUGUUGGAAUCACCCUCACUCAGAUAUUUGAUAUGGACGAGAAGAACCAGGUUCUAACCACUAAUAUCUGGUUGGACCAGGAGUGGGAGGAUCAGUUGCUAACCUGGAACCCGGAGCAGUUUAACGGAAUCGAAAAGAUGCUCAUCCCGUGCGAUAAGAUUUGGCUCCCCGAUAUAGUUCUAUAUAACAGCGCUGACGAUUAUUCCCAAACCUACUUCCGAAGUUUGGCGGCUAUUGAUCACGCCGGAAAUGUUUUCUGGCCGCCGCCGACGAAGUUCCGGUCGACCUGCCCUGUCGAUGUUAAGUACUUUCCGUUUGAUGAUCAGACUUGUAACCUCAAACUCAGUUCUUGGAUGUACGAUGGAACCAAGUUGAAUGUGAUGAAUCGAACCUCUAAUAUUGAUCUGGAGAACUAUGUACCGAAUGGUGAAUGGGAACUACUGGAAGCUCGACUUGUAAGAACUGAACAGUAUUAUCCCUGCUGUAUCGAACCCUAUCCUUCGAUGACCGUCACCAUAAGGAUCCGACGGAAGACCUUGUACUACAUGUACAACAUCGUGUUCCCCUGUAUGAUGAUGUCAAGUUUGACCGUGCUAGUUUUCUGUCUGCCUCCAGAUUCAGGAGAAAAGAUUGCUCUGGGAGUAACAGUCAUCCUUGCCUUCUCCGUCUUUAUGCUUGCAAUAGCGGAGAAAAUGCCGGAGACUAGUGAAUCCAUUCCUCUAGUAGGAAUCUACUUGACCUUUGUGAUGGCUAUGACGACUGUAUCGGUGAUUAUGACGGUGAUUGUUCUCAACUUUUUUUACCGAGGGCCGGCCCUGUAUCCUGUUCCUCAUUGGGCUAAAAAGUUUAUCAUGAGUAAGGGCACUCUCUCCAGUCCAAGCUUUAUGUUCAAAGCUCAGGUGGACGCAAGUGGCCGUCAAGGAGCUAGUAGGCCUGGAGGUACCCGGAGAAACUGGCAGAAUUUUACUACCAGAUACAACCUGGAUAUUCUUAAAGAUCAUCUACUUAGAGCAACCAGAAGAGAUGAAAGUAAUGGAACAAUUCCUAGCUCUCCGCGCCUCUCCUCCCUUCAGCUUCAGCUCCCUAGAGCUAGAAGUAUAGAAGUAGAAACUCUUCCUUUCAUGGAUGCUCAACCAAACUCAAGCAAUAAUAUUCACGGACAAAACCAUCAGGAGCAAGAUGAUGUGAAGGGAAUCCUGGCACCUGACGAGGAUCUGUACAAGGUGCUCAAACUCCUCCUCGAGAAGGAGGAUCAACAAAACAAAGACGAUCUCAUCCGCCGCGAAUGGCGGAUGUUGGCGGAGAUAAUUGACAAAUGGUUGUUUUGGGGAUUUUUCUUGAUAACCACCCUUUCCACAGCAAUCUUUAUUGUUAUCCUUCCGUACGGAAAACGAGGAAAGUUCUUUUAAGUGAAACGAGUGAAGACGACGGAGUAGUACAGAAAAGGAAAUCCGGUUUGCCGUAUCACGUGACCAAGCUGGCAUACAUCGGAGACACAAAGUCGAUUAAGAUCAUCUUAUUUAUAAACUACAGCAUUAAGGCUUUCCUUAAAUGGAGUGUUCGCGAAAAAUGAAAGGGGUAUAGGCGAAAAAUAAGCGCUUUUGAUCGCUACUAAUCUUACUUCUAUCUGUUGCGUCUAUAAAGAGAAAAUUAGUAAAAAAGACUGAUGCUAAAGAACGUAUAGCGUCAAGACAAACUUAGAAAAUUACAACAUUCAACUCGGAUCGUAUAAUAAUCAUUUUAAUUCCAAACAAAUCAUUUAGAUAUUACAAACAAUGGUAA